UCCAAUGCUGGAGUCCGCCACACAGGAUAAAGGAGGGGACUGGCAGAGCAGAUCUCUUAAGGAAGAAGACAGAUUCCGAGUGUGUAGAAGAGCAGUGAGAGCAAAGAGAGAGAGAGGAGAGAGGAAAAGCCAGAGGGAGAGAGGGGGAGAGGGGAUCCGUUGCAGGCAGGGGAAGGCGUGACCUGAAUGGAGAAUGCCAGCCAAUUCCAGAGACACACAGGGACCUCAGAACAAAGAUAAGACAUCGCUGACACCACACCGGGGACGAUCUCACAGACUAGUCCGGCAGAGGGGACCCAGGCCAGGCAGUCAGGAGCGUGCAAGGCAGGAGAAUGAGCCGUAAGUGGGAGAAUUGGGAACUGAACCCAAGUACACUCAACUUCAAAGGCUGGGCCUGAAGCACUGCAGUGUGGCAGUCACUCCAAUAGGGGGCUGUGGAAUCUGGAGCGAUGAAGAGAUAAUUCACAGCCCAGGAAGAAAAAAUGGGACAUCAGCAGAUGAGCAAUGAGCAAAGCAUGUGCCAUCGGGCUGAGGUGGCUCCUUCUCUGUCAUGCUCUGUGCUUCUCCCUGUUGAAGGCUUCGUCCCACACCGUGGAGUUGAAUGACAUGUUUGGCCAGAUCCAGUCACCUGGCUAUCCGGACUCCUAUCCCAGUGACUCAGAGGUGACUUGGAAUAUCACUGUCCCAGAGGGGUUUCGGAUCAAGCUUUACUUCAUGCACUUCAACUUGGAAUCUUCCUACCUUUGUGAAUAUGACUACGUGAAGGUAGAAACUGAAGACCAGGUGCUGGCAACCUUUUGUGGCAGGGAGACCACGGACACAGAGCAGACCCCCGGCCAAGAAGUGGUUCUCUCCCCUGGUUCCUUCAUGUCCGUCACUUUCCGGUCAGAUUUUUCCAAUGAGGAGCGGUUCACGGGCUUUGAUGCCCACUACGUGGCUGUGGAUGUGGACGAGUGUAAGGAGAGGGAGGACGAGGAGCUGUCCUGUGACCACUACUGCCACAACUACAUUGGCGGCUACUACUGCUCCUGCCGCUUUGGCUACAUCCUCCACACGGACAACAGGACCUGCCGAGUGGAGUGCAGUGACAACCUCUUUACCCAGAGGACAGGCCUGAUCACCAGCCCUGACUACCCCAACCCUUACCCCAAGAGCUCUGAAUGCCUCUACAACAUUGAGCUGGAGGAGGGUUUCAUGGUCAGCUUGCAAUUCGAGGACAUUUUUGACAUUGAGGACCAUCCUGAGGUGCCCUGCCCUUAUGACUAUAUCAAGAUUAAAGCUGGUUCAAAAGUUUUGGGACCCUUCUGUGGAGAGAAAGCCCCAGAACCCAUCAGUACCCAGAGCCACAGUGUCCAGAUCCUGUUCCGCAGUGAUAACUCAGGGGAGAACCGGGGCUGGAGGCUCUCGUACAGAGCUGCAGGAAACGAGUGCCCUGAGCUACAACCUCCUGUCCAUGGGAAAAUUGAGCCCUUGCAAGCCACAUAUUCCUUCAAAGAUCAAGUGCUCGUCAGCUGUGACACAGGCUACAAAGUGCUGAAGGAUAAUGUGGAGAUAGACACAUUUCAGAUCGAGUGCCUGAAGGAUGGGACAUGGAGUAACAAGAUUCCCACCUGUAAAAUUGUAGACUGUGGAGCCCCAGCUGAGCUGGAACAUGGACUGGUCACCUUCUUCACAAGGAACAACCUCACCACAUACAAAUCUGAGAUCAGAUACUCCUGCCAUCAGCCCUAUUACAAGAUGCUUCACAACAUCACAGGAAUGUAUACCUGCUCUGCCCAAGGGGUCUGGACAAAUGAAUUACUGGGAAGAAGCCUGCCCACCUGCCUUCCAGUGUGUGGUCUUCCCAAGUUCUCCCAGACGCUGAUGGCCAGGAUCUUCAAUGGACGCCCAGCCCAGAAGGGCACCGCUCCCUGGAUUGCCAUGCUGUCUCACCCAAAUGGGCAGCCCUUCUGUGGGGGCACCCUUGUAGGCUCCAACUGGAUUGUGACUGCUGCUCACUGCCUCCACCAAUACCUCGAUUCAGACGACUUGACCCUGGAUGACUCAUACUUGCUGAGCCCUUCUGACUUUAUGAUCAUUAUGGGCAAGCACUGGAGGCUCCGGUCUGAUGAAAACGAACAGCAUCUCGGUGUCAAACAUUUCAUCCUCCAUCCGCUGUAUCAACCCCACACUUUUGAGAACGAUGUGGCUCUGGUGGAGCUGCUGGAAAGCCCAAUACUGAAUGACUUCGUGAUGCCCAUAUGUCUGCCUGAGGAGCCCCCGAAGGAAGGAACCGUGGUCAUCGUCAGCGGCUGGGGGAAGCAGUUCUUGCAGAGGUUCCCAGACACCCUGAUGGAGAUUGAAAUCCCCAUUGUUAACCACCAUACCUGCCAGGAGAACUAUGCUCGGCGGAAGAAGAUCAUAACCAAGGACAUGCUCUGUGCUGGGGAGAAGGAAGGGGGGAAGGAUGCCUGUGCGGGAGACUCUGGAGGCCCCAUGGUGACUCUGGAUAUGAAGAGAGGCCAAUGGUACCUGGUGGGCACAGUGUCCUGGGGUGAGGGCUGUGGAAAGAAGGAUCUCUAUGGAGUGUAUUCGGACAUCUACCACAACAAGGGCUGGAUCCAGAGGGUCACCGGGGUGAGAAAUUGAGUUCAGCUUUCAGUCAGCACUGCCUUCGGCGGUCAGUCAGCGGCUGAAGAUAAUUAUCUCAUGCUGGCAGUCACUUCUCCCUGGCCCCUCAGCCUUCUCCCCUUCAUUCAGCCCACCUGUCAAAGAGCAAGCGCGGGAGCAUGCUGUCUCCUUCCCCCUCUCUUUAAGAGGCAAAGUAGUAGAGUGGGCAGAACUCAAGGCCAAAUCCAGGUCCCGUCACUUAUAAGCGUCAGGAUGCCAGACAGCUGAUUUGUCCUCUGACUCUGUUUCUUCAUCCAUAACAUUGCAAGUGACACACCUUACCUACCUCAUAAAAGUCUGAUGAUGAUCAAAUUAAUUAACAUAUACAUAGUACUUAACCAGUGCAUAGCCUAAACUAAGUGUCCCAUAGAUGUGACUUAGAUCAACUCUAGGCAAAUGAAGUCCCCUUGCAAAACCCCUGGGUUUUGCUGGGUCUUAGGCCUGAUUAGUGACACACCUGUCCUCCCCCAUUGACCAUCUCCUCCAUUUGCCCUCUAUAUGCUUCUUUGCCACAUACAACUCUCCCCACCCAACCCUCCCCCAUUAAGAGGUAAAAUAGACAAGGGUCUUAGUCCUGUGGCAUGCCCCACAGCAAGGUGGUUAUGCCCUUGAGCUAGGUACCAAGUUGUGACAGUAACAGAGAAGCAACUUCCAGGAGACAGACUAGGGAUGGGGUUCUGGGAAGUCAGAUAUCUGAUGCUAGAACCAGUUUUGUCCCCCUCCCAGCUCAUCCUGUGAUCCUAUGCAAGUCCUUUCCCCUCAUCUCAAAGGGCCCUUACAGCUCUGACAAUCCAGGAUCCAAUGAAGUCCUAUUUUCCCUGAUGAGAUGAGUUAAAGCCAAAGUAACCCAAAGGCCAAAAUUUCAUUAACUUCAAAGAGCUUAGAUGGAGACAAAAUGCUGCUGCUGCUCCUGCCAUCUCCACCACUGCCCACCACACCCUGUUUCCCAAAGACAUAAACCAGGCAAAGUGCAGCCAAAAGAUCUUUCCAUAUUCCUAAGAAAAGCAGCUGUUCUGGACCCUGGGCUCCUUGCCUUCCCUAGUCCCAGGCUGCUGCGGGUAGGCACUGGCAAGCUAGACCUCAGGCCCCUGAGCUCUCUAUGUCCACAGAUGGCCCCACGCAGCCGUUCCCCUGAUUCCUCACCCCUGUGCCGCACCCUGAGCUCCCUUGCCUUGCAAGGUCAUGAAUGUUCUCAAGCAGUAAUCCUCCCUCAUCCAAGAACCACUUCCUCCUUGCUCAGGGAGCUUAUAGAGAACUCCUCAACUCCAGAGCUCCAAGAUACAAACUCUCCAGGGAUCAGAAGUCCCGAGUCUCUGUCUUCUGUUCUGCCAGAAUGUCUCUUGAUGGAAAAUUUGAGCUCUUGACCUGCACAGCAGCUGCUGUGGUCAUUCUGGGUCUCUUGCUAAAUGAGGAAGUGAGCAAGUACUCGUAGGCAUUAAGCCCUCAGCUGAACACUCAGGGACAGCCAUGCAAAACCUGCCUCGACUUCUGUGUGUCCUGCCUUUUCUUCUGCAAAGGGAAGAGGACAAGGAGAACUAUGCUCAGCGGAAGAAGAUAGUAACCAAGGACAUGCUCUGUGCUGGGGAAAAGGAAGGUAGGUUAUGCUGACAUACAACAUGGGCACCAUCAGAUGCUAAUCAGACAAGCUGGAGUUCUGUGUAAAACACCAAAGAAGAAUUGUGACACCAAAUUUUGAAAUCACCCCAACAGUCAUCCCAAGACACUGUACCUUCCCAUGUCACAGCACUGCCUGGGAGUUCCACAGGCUUGAGGCUGUGCUGUCUGCUGCACGGGUAGUGGGAUGAGAAGAGUAUGAGUCACGCCUUCCAGGAGCUCCUACUGAGAGACGUGACGCCUAGAUAAGUGACUGCAGUGUACAGGAAUGUACCCCACAAAGUGCUAAGUUUGAGAGAGGCACAGAGGUCAAAGAAAAGUCAUUCUGGUAUGGAGGUAUUGGGGAAGGAAAUGCCAGAAAAAUCUUCCAGGAGGAGAUGGUCUUGAGGAGGGUGGGCAUCUCAAUGGGUAAGACAGAGGGAAGCCUUCCAGAUGGUGAGAGAACAGGAGUAAAUAUUCACUCAAGCUUCUCUAGGUUACCAAAGCUUCUCCCAUGAAAUGGCACAUCCUAGAGACCAGUGUCUGUGAUGAGAACCAAUAUCUAAAGGAGCCUUUAUCCUUAGAGUCAGAAUAUUAAACAGGGCUUAGCCUGAGGAUUUAUGCACAGAUAUUGAUUUCUGACCCAGUUUAUCCUCUUUAUUCUAAGUGCAACUUCAUUAUUAUUCAGAGAAAAUAUGUAAAAGGGCAGUGGAAUCUUGGCUUCCCCUUGAUCUAUAAGAAUCUAUUAAAUGUGCAACUCCUGCACUACUGCUAAGGUCCAACAAACCCAAAUACCUCACAGAGCCACAGCAGCAGAGAAUAGGGGUGUCAGGACCAUCUUAACUCUAUGACCUCAUUCCUGAACCUUUCUAAUGAUGACAAACUCACUACCUCCAAAUACAGCCCAUUCCAACUUUAAAAUAUGCUGCUCUUAAAAACGUUUCUCUUGGGGUACAGGGGUGCAUGAUGUAAUCUCAGUGACUUGGGAGGCUGAGGCAGGAGGAUCACAAGUUCAAAGCUAGUCUCGGCAACUUAGCGAAGCCCUUAAGAAACUUAACAAGAACCUGUCUCAAAAUAAAAGAUAAAAACGAUGCAGUUCAGUGGUAAAGCACCCCUGGGUUCAAUCCCCGGUACCAAAACCAAAACAAAAAAGUUCUCUCUUCUAUGCAACCAAAAUCCACCUCCCUAGAAUGUAGUAUGGAUAACUAAAGCUAUAAUUUCAUACCUUAAAUGCUGUUUUAACACUAGUGUAUUUCAUUAGCAACAAAAGCUGCUGUUCUUAUGGGAAAAUACAUAUUUGUUCCAAUAAACAUCUGCAUUGAGUCAAAAAA
Messenger RNA from Marmota monax (woodchuck), 5573 nucleotides. RefSeq names its product MBL associated serine protease 1 (gene Masp1). Lineage: Eukaryota; Metazoa; Chordata; Mammalia; Rodentia; Sciuridae. Gene Ontology annotation, cellular component: extracellular region; blood microparticle. The record is from RefSeq and is a predicted model, not a curated record. The transcript has 17 exons. Gene Ontology annotation, biological process: complement activation; zymogen activation. Bases 505 to 2628 code for a protein of 707 amino acids. Gene Ontology annotation, molecular function: serine-type endopeptidase activity; calcium ion binding.